Messenger RNA from Peromyscus maniculatus bairdii (prairie deer mouse), 1588 nucleotides. RefSeq names its product prostaglandin reductase 1 (gene Ptgr1). Lineage: Eukaryota; Metazoa; Chordata; Mammalia; Rodentia; Cricetidae. Gene Ontology annotation, biological process: prostaglandin metabolic process. Gene Ontology annotation, molecular function: 15-oxoprostaglandin 13-reductase [NAD(P)+] activity; 2-alkenal reductase [NAD(P)H] activity. Gene Ontology annotation, cellular component: cytoplasm. The record is from RefSeq and is a predicted model, not a curated record.
CCCUCUGUAGAUCACAGCUCCAAGACUUCCAGAAGCUGCUCCUCCCUGGAGAAGACCGCCCCUCUCCGACCGCCCAGCCAAAGUCGAGUCUGGCGCUCAGCUGAGGAUUCACUGCGGCUUCCCAGGGAAGGAGUUUCUGCGAGCUUCUGUACAUCAGGAUGGUGCAGGCCAAGAGCUGGACCCUGAAGAAGCACUUUGAAGGCUUCCCUACUGACAGUAACUUCGAGUUGAAGACUACUGAACUCCCACCCUUAAAAGAUGGAGAGGUCCUGCUGGAAGCCCUUUACCUCUCCGUGGAUCCUUACAUGAGAAUUGCAUCGAAAAGACUGAAGGAGGGUGAUAAGAUGAUGGGUGAGCAAGUGGCCAGAGUUGUGGAAAGUAAAAACCCAGCCUUCCCCACAGGAACCAUUGUAGUGGCGUUACUAGGCUGGACAUCACAUUCCAUUUCUGACGGGAAAGGACUGAGAAAACUGCCUGCAGGGUGGCCAGACAAGUUACCGCUGUCUUUGGCUUUGGGGACAGUUGGCAUGCCAGGCCUCACUGCCUACUUUGGCCUGCUUGACAUCUGUGGCGUGAAGGGUGGAGAAACAGUGAUGGUCAACGCAGCAGCAGGAGCAGUGGGCUCAGUCGUGGGCCAGAUAGCCAAGCUCAAGGGCUGCAAAGUUGUUGGUGCAGCAGGGUCCGAUGAAAAGGUUGCCUAUCUUAAGAAGCUCGGAUUCGAUGCUGCCUUUAACUACAAGACAGUAAAGUCUUUGGCAGAAGCUUUGAAAACGGCCUCUCCUGAUGGCUAUGAUUGCUAUUUUGACAAUGUAGGUGGAGAGUUUUCAAAUACCGUUAUAGCGCAGAUGAAGACCUUUGGGAGAAUUGCCAUCUGCGGAGCCAUCUCUCAGUACAACCGCACGGGUGCAUGUCCCCCAGGCCCACCCCCAGAAGUCGUUAUUUACCAGCAACUCCGCAUGGAGGGGUUCAUCGUUACGCGCUGGGAAGGAGAUGUCCGCCUGAAGGCUCUGACAGACUUGAUGAAUUGGGUCUCAGAGGGUAAAAUCCAGUAUCAUGAAUAUGUCCUUGAAGGAUUUGAAAAGAUGCCAGCAGCCUUCAUGGGAAUGUUGAGAGGAGAGAAUCUGGGGAAGGCAAUAGUGAAAGCAUGAAAAAAAAAUGGCACGUGCAUCAUCGCUGAGAAUCAGAUUUUUUCUUUUUAACAUUUGGUACAAAUGUGUACUGUCUUAUAUCAGAAAUAACUGCAAGGGGUUAGACCUAGCUAAUAAAAUGUAAGUGUGAUUUUCUUUUUAAAUGUGUGAUAGAGAAUAAAAAUCUGACAAACAGCAGGUUUGUUUCUGCCUGUGCCAGCUCCUCCAAGGUGACUGUAAGAAAUAAUGGCUUUGGUGUCAGUUCUAAUGUCUUUUCUCUUGCUGUAAUGAAAGCAAUUUAGAGGAGGGAAGGGUUUGCUUGCUUACACUUUCUGUCACGAUCAGUCACUGAGAGAAAUUAUGGGGAGGAACUUGUAGGCAGGCCUGUGUGGUGAUAAUCUAAUUGUACUGAAUUAUUAUUUUGAUUGUAUGUUAAUAAAUAAAGUUGUCUGGGAGUCAGA